UAAUAUUUUCUCCCGAUACACCGUUCCGCAUAAACGAUCACAAGCCCUUUCCCCUGUGCUUUUUUGGCGGGAAAUGCCCUAGUCCCGGAACCUUGGUGUAUUUUUGGCGGGAACGGCGCUAAUUUAUCUCCCUCCCGCCAAGAUUCAGGAGCCCAGAGAGAGAGAGAGAGAGAGAGAGAGAGAGAUGGUUGGGCUGCCCUACGACUGCCUCCAGAACCCGCAUGGAGCGGUGCGGCUUACAUUCGAGAAGGCGGUUUCGACGUCGCAGGACGUCGAUCCAGUUGCGCCGCUCUGUGGCAAGGAUUGGGGCGCCGUCGAUUUAUUCCGCAAGUUUCUUUUUGAAGAAAACGGCCUUUCAAAGGUUCCGAUCCUUGAUAAAUCGAGUCUUACAUGGAUGAGGCCCAACACACUGGUGCGCUUCAGGGGGAUGGUGCAAGAUAUGCUUGGAAACGAGCUGUACAUUGGGGCUUUCAAGGAUGGUUCUACUUGGAGUACAAACAAGUUUACUGAUGUUGCGUACCGACCGAUGCCUUCAUCUUGUCAAUCUUAUCUUUGGGAGCGCCGGCUUUUUGUUUGUGUUCCUGUUCCAGGACACAAUUCAUGGAUUUUGGAUGCUGCACCUCAAGUUCAAAACAACUAUGUUGAAGAUGAUGCUUCCCAACAAAGAGAAAAACGGAUGAGAGAUGCAAAUCAUGAUUCCAUGGAACUGAAUGUACUAGAUGAUAUGGACUCCACAUGCUCCAAGAAGCAGAGGGAGGAUGAAUAUAUUUUUCAGCCACGUCAGUCAGUGGUGGGAGAACCAGUGUUGCAGGGCAGUAUGCUUGAGAAGAGUAAACCUGAAGAUGACUCCUUUUUAUGCUUAGUUAAGGCAUAUGACUUGCCCGAGAGUCAUUUGAAAUUGAAUGAUGUGUUCGAGUUUAUAGGAAUUUACACUUUUGAUCCUGAACUUGUUCAUGUAAGUGAGACUGAUGAUUCAUCAUUUGACCUCAUGGAAGAUGUGUCAAAUCAGCUCCCUUUGUGCAAGGUACCACGUCUUCAUUGUUUAGUAUCCAGAAAGCUUGCUGUUCAAGAUUUUCUCUCUGGUUCACUUACACUGCAGCCACUUCCUAACGUGAUGAGGGAUAUCCGAGAAUCUUUGCUAGUGCAUCUUGCAGCACUUCUAGGCAACGACACAGUAGCAGCACAGUUCUUAUUGUUGCAUCUCUUAUCUAGGGUGCGUCAUAAAGUGGAUGUGGUUGCGCUAGGGAAACUGUCACUUAACCUGACCGGCUUCACUAGAGAAAGUGCAUCUGUUUUCGGAAAUCAACUUAAUAAUACAAUUAUUAAACUCUCUCCUUUCUCCAAAGUAAUUCCCCUCUCUGUGGAGUAUCUCAACAAAACCAUGCUUCAGCCGAAGAAAGAUAACCAAUCGGGAAGGUUGGUGACUGGAGUGCUACAGCUUGCACAAGGUACACACUUGACUGUUGAUGAGACUCAUCUGCAAGCUGGGCCUCUCAAUUCUCUUGGUUUUGAGAAUGCUCGUUUAUUAAAGCAUUUGAUGGAGUGGCAAACGGUAGAAUAUGACUUUGAAUAUUAUAAGAUAGAAAUGGCUGCCGACAUCCAGAUGCUGAUUUUCUCUGAGGGCAAAUCCAAUAUAUUACCAGCCGAUAUAGUUUUACCUUUUCGUCCUACCUCAUUUGUUUCUGUAAAGCAGGCAAGCACUGAGGAAUUGCAUGCUUGGAGGUGGUAUCUUGCCACCGUAAGGUCUCUUCCCUACUCUAAUGAAUCUCAAGUGCAACAGAUGCUCCAGGAUGAAAUUGUUUCAGCCAUGCGAGAAGAUCGAAGCUUGGGUUACAAUGACCUCAACAGAUUGCUCACUAUGGCCCAGUUACUGUCGGGAAGCUUAGGCGAAACAAGCCUCUCUUUGGAGCAGUGGAGAAAGAUGAAGGACUUGGAGAAGCUUAGAAAGGAAAGACUGAGUUGAUAUAGGGAAGAGUGUGAGAUGUGCUGUUUAGUUUAAUCUGUAGAAGGGAUCAAAUUCAGGGCAGUGUACAUAAAUAUUGUUAUUCUGAGGAUCCAAAUCUUAAUAUAUGAAAAUAUGCAGAACAUGCAAAUCCAGCAUAUUUAAAGGUUGUUUCUGAAAAUGUUGACUCCAUGUAGCUGUAACAAUCCCCCCUUUCUGGAAUUCAUGUGCUAAGUUGGAUCUUUUCAGUUUUCUACAGGUAGAACACUCAAUGCUUUUAAUG
Molecule: messenger RNA, 2225 nt
Organism: Phalaenopsis equestris
Lineage: Eukaryota; Viridiplantae; Streptophyta; Magnoliopsida; Asparagales; Orchidaceae
Product: mini-chromosome maintenance complex-binding protein
Exons: 14
Coding region: 185-1963 (592 amino acids)
Biological process (GO): DNA-templated DNA replication
Molecular function (GO): chromatin binding
Source: RefSeq, a predicted model, not a curated record